CUGCACUAUGGGACCAUCAUGGGCAGCAGAGCUUGUGUCAAAAUGGCAGCAGCUGCCUGGGCCAGUGGGUUUCUCAGUGCGGUGCUGCACACUGGGAACACAUUUUCAAUACCGCUCUGCCAAGGCAACUCCCUGGGCCAGUUCUUCUGUGAAAUCCCACAGAUCCUCAAGCUCUCCUGCUCAAACUCCUACCUCAGGGAACUUGGGGUGCUUGUGGUUAGUAUCUGUUUACGCUUUGGGUGUUUCGUUUUCAUUGUGCUGUCCUACAUGCAUAUCUUCACUGCUGUGCUGAGGAUCCCCUCUGAGCAGGGCCAGCACAAAGCCCUUUCCAUGUGCCUCCCUCACCUGGCCGUGCUCUCCCUCUUUGUCAGCACUGUCAUAUUUGCCCACCUGAAGCCCCCCUCCCUCUCCUCCCCAGCUCUGGAUCUGGUGGUGGCUGUUUUGUACUCAGUGGUGCCUCCAGCUGUUAGUGCCCACAUGACAUUGCUCUUGAUUGUCUUUGAAAUGUCCGUGCAAGCAGGAAGGUUCCUGCUAUCUGGGAAAAGGCAGACAUCACACCCAUUUUCAGAGAAGCACAAGAGGAAGAAUCCUGGGAACGUCAGGCUGGUCAGCUUCAUGCAAGUCCCUGGGAAGGUGAUGGAGCAAAUGCUCCUGGAAACCAUCUCCAAGCAUCUGGAGGGCAGGGAGUGGAAGAGCCAGCAUGGGCUGACCAAAGGGAAAUGGAAACUCUGCCUGACCAACCUGAUUGCCUUCUACCAGAAGACUGUGGGCACAAGGGGAAAGCAGGGGACUUGGUGUGCCCUCAUAUCGGCAAGGCCUUUCACACAGUCAUCCCUGUUCUACCUGUAG
Messenger RNA from Dromaius novaehollandiae (emu), 849 nucleotides. Its product is annotated as olfactory receptor 14A16-like. The transcript has 2 exons. Gene Ontology annotation, cellular component: membrane. Gene Ontology annotation, molecular function: olfactory receptor activity; odorant binding. Gene Ontology annotation, biological process: G protein-coupled receptor signaling pathway. The annotation marks the transcript as partial. The record is from RefSeq and is a predicted model, not a curated record. Lineage: Eukaryota; Metazoa; Chordata; Aves; Casuariiformes; Dromaiidae.